Molecule: messenger RNA, 1239 nt
Organism: Brassica oleracea var. oleracea
Lineage: Eukaryota; Viridiplantae; Streptophyta; Magnoliopsida; Brassicales; Brassicaceae
Product: nuclear transcription factor Y subunit A-3-like
Exons: 7
Coding region: 271-1239 (322 amino acids)
Biological process (GO): regulation of transcription by RNA polymerase II
Cellular component (GO): CCAAT-binding factor complex
Molecular function (GO): RNA polymerase II cis-regulatory region sequence-specific DNA binding; DNA-binding transcription factor activity, RNA polymerase II-specific
Source: RefSeq, a predicted model, not a curated record
CAAGUCAACGCCUUUUUUGCCAAAAGUGAUGACUGUCACAACUUGUGUUUUGUUUCUUGGUCGGAAAAUUUCUAAUUUCGGCCAAUCGUCUCGAUUUGGUUUUACUCAAGAUAGUACUGUCGAAUCAGAGUUCGUUUAGAUAUGACUUCUUAUGUGGGUGGAAGUAUAUCAAUUUAGAAACUUUUAAGUCUCUCUUUUAUAUCUUUUUUUAUUUAUGUAGGUCUUCUUCAUUAUUCUUGUGUGAAUUGCUUGAUUGACGUUAGGCAUCAGAUGAGUAAGAAAGGUUCCACUUUGCCAUACCUGAACACUAGCAUCUCAUGGGGUGGUAUGAUUUCAACUGAACCCCUAAGCCUGAAGGUGGUUGAUGCAAGGCCUGAACAUAUGCAUGCCACAAAGCAAAUCAGUUUCCAGGACCAGGAUUCACCUUCAACUCAGUCCACUUGUCAGUCUUACACUGAAGUUGCUAGUAGUGGAGAUGAUGAGCCUUGCAGACAAAUCUCCUUUUCAACCAAAUCAGGAUCUGAAGAAACUCAGCGGAAGGUAUCUGCGACUCAUACUAAACCAUGCGCAGUGACAUCAUUCCCGAACAUGCACUUUGCUCCGGUGCAGACUAAUUUCUCAUUUCACUAUGCUGAUCCACAUUAUGGUGGUUUGUUAGCUACACCUUAUCUUCCACAUGCACCGACAUGCAAUCCCCAAAUGGUUGGUAUGGUUCCUGGUAGAGUUGCACUGCCAGUGGAGAUCACUGAAACUGAGUCAGUCUUUGUCAAUGCGAAGCAAUACCAUGCUAUCAUGAGGAGAAGGCAGCAACGUGCCAAGCUUGAGGCUCAAAACAAACUAAUCAAAGCCCGGAAGCCGUAUCUUCAUGAAUCCCGACAUGUCCAUGCUCUCAAAAGGCCAAGAGGAUCCGGUGGAAGAUUCCUCAACACCAAAAAACUUCUUCAAGAAUCCCAACAGGCUGCUGCCAAAGAACAAGAACGUGACAAGUCGGUCCAACAGGCAAACAUGUCUAGAUUCAAAGCUCAUCAUAUGCUGCAGCACAACAAAGACCGUGGCUCAACCACUUCUGGCUCUGACAUCACAUCUGUUUCCGACGGUGCUGCUGAUAUCUUCGGACACACUGAAUUCCAGUUUUCAGGUUUUCCAACAACUCAGACUAACCGAGCUAUGCUUGUUCAUGGUCAAUCCAAUGACAUGCAUGGAGGUGGGGACUUGCACCAUUUCUCUGUCCAUAUCUGA